Molecule: messenger RNA, 1116 nt
Organism: Hypoxylon trugodes
Lineage: Eukaryota; Fungi; Ascomycota; Sordariomycetes; Xylariales; Hypoxylaceae
Product: disulfide isomerase
Exons: 2
Coding region: 1-1116 (371 amino acids)
Biological process (GO): protein folding
Cellular component (GO): endoplasmic reticulum
Molecular function (GO): protein disulfide isomerase activity
Source: RefSeq, a predicted model, not a curated record
AUGGUUCUCCUAAAGAGCUUCGUGCUCGCCGGUCUUGCUGCCACCGUCGCAGCCAAGUCCGCCGUCCUUGACCUCAUCCCUUCUAACUUCGACAAAGUCGUCCUUAAAUCCGGCAAGCCUACUCUUGUCGAAUUCUUUGCCCCUUGGUGCGGUCACUGCAAGAACCUAGCUCCCGUGUACGAAGAGCUAGCUCAAGUUUUCGCCACCUCUAAGGACGUUCAGAUUGCCAAGGUAGAUGCCGACGCCGAGAAGUCUCUAGGAAAGAAAUUUGGUGUUCAAGGAUUCCCUACAUUGAAGUGGUUCGACGGAAAGAGCGACAAGCCCAUCGACUACAAUGGCGGCCGAGAUCUAGAAAGCUUGACUAAGUUCGUUACGGAGCACAGUGGUGUCAAGGCCAAGAGAAAGUUGGAGAUGCCUAGCCAAGUCAACAUGUUGACGGACACUACUUUCAAGGAGACCGUUGGAGGCGACAAGAAUGUUUUGGUUGCAUUCACCGCUCCUUGGUGUGGCCACUGCAAGGCUUUGGCUCCUACCUGGGAAACGCUAGCCGAAGACUUCAUCAACGAACCCAAUGUUGUUAUCGCCAAGGUCGACGCUGAGGCCGACAACAGCAAGAAGACCGCCAGCGAGCAAGGUGUUACUUCUUACCCGACGAUCAAGUUCUUCCCCAAGGGCUCAAGCGAAGCUGAAGCUUACAAUGGCGGCCGAAGCGAGAAGGACCUCAUCGAUUUCCUCAACGAGAAGGCCGGCACCCACCGUGUCCCCGGUGGUGGUCUCGAUGCCACUGGUGGCACCAUUGACAUCCUAAACCACAUUGCCCUCAAGUACGCUGCUGGCACUGAGAAGCUAGCUGACCUCGCGGCUGAGGCUAAGAAGGCAGCCGCUGGUUUGGCUGAGGAUGCGCAGUACAAGUACGCGCAAUACUACAUCCGCGUAUUCGACAAGCUAUCGCAGAACGAGGGCUACGUUGCUAAGGAAUCGGCCCGUCUCGACGGCAUCAUCAAGAAAGGUGGUCUAGCUCCCGCCAAGCUAGACGAGCUCCAAAGCAAGACCAACAUCCUCAAGCAAUUCAUCCAGCAAGCCGCGGAGAAAGUCACUGGUAAGGAAGAGCUAUAG